Messenger RNA from Ruditapes philippinarum (Manila clam), 2293 nucleotides. Its product is annotated as complement C2-like. Lineage: Eukaryota; Metazoa; Mollusca; Bivalvia; Venerida; Veneridae. The transcript is spliced from 13 exons. Gene Ontology annotation, cellular component: extracellular region. The record is from RefSeq and is a predicted model, not a curated record. Bases 90 to 2165 code for a protein of 691 amino acids. Gene Ontology annotation, molecular function: serine-type endopeptidase activity. Gene Ontology annotation, biological process: complement activation; proteolysis.
AUAACAACAAAGGAUCAUUAAUGAAUACGUAGAUUUUUUUUCAACUGCGUUCAGUAAAUGCAUUACGGAAUUUAAAAAAGUUUUUAGCGAUGUUAUUACCACGUCUUAUUACGCUGACAAGUAUUAUAUCAUGGAUUAUUUUUCUUACAGUAUUUUCCUUCGGAACAACAAAUGCUAGAGUGAAAAGGAAAUACGGCUGUGUUCUUCCAGAGGAACCCUGGUAUGGUUCUUUUAUCUUCAACGACCAGAAGAAGACGUUGCGUUAUGAAUGUGAUGAGGGUUACAUAUUGACUGCCUACCGUCAACGCGACCGGAAGUGUCGAAAGGGUAAAUGGACCGGAAAUGACUUGUACUGCUUGAACUUGGACUUUACACAGUCAAAAUGUCCUGAGUUAAGAACUCCAAACAAUGGCACUGUAUACACGGAGGGAAGAGAUAUUGGUAGCAAAGCUUCAUUUACUUGUGACGAGGGUUUCGUACUUUACGGUUCAGCUACUAGAACUUGCCAGAAAGGCCGCAGAUGGGAUGGUACUAUGCCCGUUUGUAAAAGUCGACGUACCAUCAAGGAUAUUGCCAAUCAUUUGAAGGAGACUAUGAUUGACAGCUUGGCAGGGGCGACAACUGGCUCAAAGACUGGCGCACAGUCUCGUUUAAGCCCUGGUAAAAGUGGUCUCGAUGUCGUAUUGCUUGUCGACGUAUCCUCGAGUAUUGGGGAAAGGUCAAUGAAAUCGGCAAAAAAAUUUAUGAAACUACUUGUGGAUAUUUUUGGUGUAUCAAACGAAACGUCUGGAGGCACAAAUGGAACCCGGUUUGCUUUAAUUACGUUCAGUAAUAGUCAAACUAUUGUUUUCAACCUGAAUGAUAUAACCGCACGGUCAAAAUCAAAAGUCAAGAAAAUGAUUGGCAAGAUACAGAAUACUGGCGGUGGUACAAAUUUCCAGUCAGCUUUGACAAAAGUGAUCGGAACACAAUAUAUUGAUAUUAUUUCUAAAGAUGUACGGCGAGCGACCGGUGCUACGCGUGCAAUUUUCCUCUUCACGGAUGCCGAGGAGACAAGUGAUACGGAUAUAACCCGUAUAUCUAAAAUCAGAAAAGCAGCACACAGCUUAAAAACAGUUGGUAAUUUCGAGAUAUUUUGUAUUGGAGUAGGACAGAACAUAGACCAUACUACAUUGGCUGAAAUAGCGUCAACACCUCACAUCGAACAUGUGUUUACCUUGUCUAAAUUUAAAGACCUGGCGAAAGUGGGAGAUAUCAUAGCAGAGAAAAAUAUCGAUUACGGACAGUGUGGUGUCUCGGGAAGUACGGAAAUAGCACGGGGUUCACAGACUACUAACGAGGGGGCGUGGCCAUGGCUAGGUUGGGUGAGUGUUUUAGACGACAAAAACAUACCACAUACAUGCGGGGGUGCCGUAGUUUGUGACCGGUGGUUUCUCACAACUGCUAGCUGUGUGUCUAGGAAAAAUGGUGAUCAAGUGGUUCCAUAUAAUGUGUCACGGAUGAAUGUUUAUCUGAGUGAUUACGACAUAUUUAAAAAGGACAUAAACGAGAUUUGGCCAAUCGUUCACGAUGUUAUAAUUCAUGACAAUUAUACAGGAGAGGAAAUAGGAAAUCUUGGGAUUUAUGCUAACGACGUAGCCUUGCUGGAUUUUGGACAGAAUGAAACUGAGAGACCAGUGUUAGACAAAUAUCUGCGACCAAUUUGUAUCGCAACAGGUAACGACUCCCUCAGUGAUGCAGAAACGCACUUCAAGAUGUUACUCUCGUUCCCGAAUAAAAAGGACGCAUUCACCGCCGGGUGGGGUAAUGCACCAGAUAACAUAUAUCAUACAAGUUUACUACAUUCAAAAAUGAUGCAGAAUCAGAGGUCUGUUGUGAAACAAAAGUAUUGCAAGAGGAGGUACGAGAAUAUUGACUUGGAUCGCUUUUUCUGUGUUGGAGAGGAAUUUGAAGAAAGUGACUCGUGCAUGGGUGAUAUUGGGGGUCCAUACAUGGUACAGUUGUCCAACAAGAGGUUCUACAGCCUAGGCCUAGCACUGAAAACCCGUGGUUGCAAAAAGAAAAACAACUACAGUAUUUUCCUAAAUCUUCUACACCCAACAGUCAAUGACUGGAUAAAUCGUGUAUUAGAUGGGUGCAACAGGGUCGAGAAAAAAGACACUUAAGACUUUUUUUAGCCAACGAUUUUUGCAGAGAUAAUAAAACAUUUUCUUAUUAUGUAUAUAUUGUUUUUUGAACAUUUUGUCUAAACCAAUAUAAUUCUGCUUUCAUCAAUAUACUUCUCUACAGAUUU